GCUGUAUCAACAUGGCGGAUUCCACAUCUCCCACCAAACGAAUGCGGACGUUUAGUUCCUCUGUAGUUGCUGGUGCAGGUGUUGUUGCUUCUGCUCUUUCGAUGGAGUUUAUUCAGUCCCUUACAGAAUUACCUGAGUUGGAGAAGGUGUAUGCGCAACUGUGUCAGGAGGAGAAGCAAGUCGAUGCUGAGUUGGAAGCCCUUGUGGGUCAGCAAGGGAACGUGGAAACCAAGAUGAUGACUUUGCAUCGUAUGGGUCCCAACCUGCAGUUGAUUGAGGGAGAUGCCAGGCAACUAGCUGGGAUGAUCGCCUUUACUUGUAACCUGGCUGAAAAUGUCAGUGGUAAGGUCCGCCAGCUUGACCUUGCAAAGAACAGGCUUUACCAGGCUAUCCAGAGGGCAGAUGACAUUUUGGAUUUGAAGUUUUGCACAGAUGGUGUUCAGACAGCACUGAGAAAUGAGGACUAUGAACAGGCUGCUGCUCACAUUCACCGUUACCUUUCCCUGGACAAAUCUGUCAUUGAGUUGAGCAGGCAGGGUAAAGAAGGCAGCAUUAUUGAUGCCAACUUGAACCUCUUGCAAGAAGCUGAACAGCACCUGAAAACCAUUGCAACAGAGAAGUUUGACCAGGCUAUUAAAGAGGGUGACCUUCCACAGGUGGAGCGCUUCUUUAAAAUCUUCCCUUUGCUUGGAUUACACGAAGAUGGCCUAAGCAAGUUUGCAGAGUACCUUCGUUCACAGAUUGCCAGCAAAGCCAAGGAAAACCUGACCCUUGCUCUUGGCACGGAUAUGAAUGAACGUCGGGCAGCAGUUAUGUUUGCUGAAACUCUUACACUGCUCUUUGAAGGUAUUGCUCGAAUAGUGGAGACUCAUCAGCCUAUUGUUGAAACGUACUAUGGUCCUGGUCGACUGUUUACACUUAUCAAGCAUUUGCAAGUGGAAUGUGACAGCCAGGCUGACACUGUCGUAAAUAAGUUCAUUCAGCAUCGGGACUAUCACAAGAAGUUCCAGCAAGUUCAGAGCAGCAUGAGAAGUUUAUCAGCUGACAAGAUUGAACCCAGGGAGCUGGACACAGUUUUGGGUGAAGUGACCAUUAUGAAUGCCAGAGCAGAACUGUACUUGCGAUUUAUAAAACGGAGGAUAAGUUCUGAUUUUGAAAUUGGGGAUUCUAUGGCCACAGAUGAUGUGAAACAAGAGCACCAGAAGUUGUUGGACAACCUACUGAACAACUGUCUGUUAAGCCGGGACAUGCAAGAAUUGAUUGGCUACUAUAUCACGAUGGAAGAGUACUUCAUGAGAGAGACCAUCAAUAAGGCUGUUGCUAUGGAUGUCUGUGAGAAGGGCCAGCUUACUUCAAGUAUGGUGGAUGAUGCUUUCUACAUUGUGAAGAAAUGCAUUGCACGUGCUCUUUCCAGCUCCAGCAUUGACUGCCUGUGUGCCAUGGUUAACCACUCUACCACAGCUUUGGAAUCAGACUUCAGGGAGGUACUGUGUAGUAAGCUACGGAAUGGCUAUCCUGCCACAACUUUGCAGGACAUCCAGCGUGGUGUCACUAGUGCUGUAAGCCUCAUGCAAAGUAGCCUGCAGCAAGGCAAAUUUGACACAAAGGGUAUUGAAAGCAUGGACGAGGCUCGUCAGUCUUUCCUGGUGACACUGAACAACAUUGAACUGUGCAGUGAAAACAUUAUAACCCUGAAGAAGAAUUUGGAGAGUGACUGUGACAAGCUGUUCAGCCAAGGCAUUGGAGGGGAACAAGCUCGGGCUAAGAUAGAGAGUGGGCUUUCUGACAUGGCAGCUGUUUCAAAUAAAUUCAAAGACCUGUUACAGGAAGGGCUGAUGGAGCUCAAUAACACUGCUAUAAAACCUCAGGUCAAGCCUUGGAUUAAUAGCUUCCUGUCUGUCUCGCACAACAUUGAAGAGGAGGAGUUUAAUGACUAUGAAGCCAAUGAUCCGUGGGUGCAGCAGUUCAUUCUUAAUCUGGAGCAGCUAAUGGCUGAGUUCAAGGCUGGAUUGUCACCUGUCAUCUAUGACAAUUUAACCAGUUUGAUGACCAGUUUAAUAGCUAUCGAACUGGAGAAGAAUGUUCAGAAGUCUGUAUUCAGCAGGCUAGGUGGACUACAGUUUGACAAGGAGCUGAGGUCACUCAUUGCUUACCUGACAACAUUGACAACGUGGACAAUAAGAGACAAGUUUGCUCGAUUAUCCCAAAUGGCCACAAUCCUCAAUCUGGAGAGGGUAACGGAGAUCUUGGAUUACUGGGGUCCUAAUUCUGGACCACUCACAUGGCGUCUGACUCCAGCUGAAGUCCGACAGGUGCUAGCUCUCAGGACAGACUUCAGAAGCGAGGAUAUUAAAAGGCUGCGGUUGUAGUGAGAGAAA
Molecule: messenger RNA, 2378 nt
Organism: Protopterus annectens (West African lungfish)
Lineage: Eukaryota; Metazoa; Chordata; Ceratodontiformes; Protopteridae
Gene: COG4
Product: component of oligomeric golgi complex 4
Exons: 19
Coding region: 12-2369 (785 amino acids)
Source: RefSeq, a predicted model, not a curated record